AUGGCCAUGGUGGAGACUGGUGGAGGAGCGGCGGCGGUCAAUGUGCACCAUGGGGUGACCUUGAGCAUAGCCAAAGACGACACUAAAGAUAACGCAACUUCAGCCCCCUACUUUACUCGUCAAUUUUCUCAAAAGCUGAUGGCGGAGUUGCUAGCUACAUACUUCUUGAUAUUUUCCGGUUGUGGCGUGAUCAUGGUGAACAUUGACAAGAAAAAUCCGGUGGGUAUGCCCGGAAUAGCCAUCGUAUGGGGGGCGGUGGUGAUGGUGAUGAUUUACACUGUCGGUCACAUCUCCGGUGCACAUAUAAACCCUGCAGUCACCAUUGCUUUUGCUUCUUGCAAAAGGUUUCCAUGGAAAGAGGUACCCGGAUACGUGAUUGCUCAAAUCCUUGCAUCAAUCCUAGCGAGUGGAACCCUAAGGUUAAUAUUUAGUGGAACACAUGAUCAUUUCGUAGGAAACGCUCCUAUCCACUCGAACCUCCAAUCCUUCGUUAUGGAAAUUAUUAUCACGUUCUAUCUCAUGUUUGUCAUCACUGCAGUUGCGACAGACGAUCGAGCUACAGGACAACUAGCUGGGGUUGCCAUUGGAUCAACUGUUCUACUUAACGCCAUGUUCGCAGGGCAAGUAUCGGGGGCAUCAAUGAAUCCUGCAAGAAGCAUAGGGCCAGCGCUCGUGUGGAACCAAUACCAGGGGCUGUGGGUUUACAUUUUGGGUCCGAUGAUUGGGGCCAUUGGUGGUGCAUGGGCGUAUAACACCAUAAGGUUCACCGAUAAACCAUUGUGUGAGAUAACCAAGAGGGAAUCUCAACAAUGAUUUUUAUUA
Lactuca sativa (garden lettuce) is the source of this 822-nucleotide messenger RNA. Its product is annotated as aquaporin NIP1-1. The record is from RefSeq and is a predicted model, not a curated record. Gene Ontology annotation, molecular function: channel activity. Lineage: Eukaryota; Viridiplantae; Streptophyta; Magnoliopsida; Asterales; Asteraceae. Gene Ontology annotation, cellular component: membrane. Gene Ontology annotation, biological process: transmembrane transport.